Centropristis striata (black sea bass) is the source of this 2414-nucleotide messenger RNA. It is a transcript of the gene leng1, whose product is annotated as leukocyte receptor cluster (LRC) member 1. The coding region runs from base 316 to 1173 and encodes 285 amino acids. The transcript has 5 exons. The record is from RefSeq and is a predicted model, not a curated record. Lineage: Eukaryota; Metazoa; Chordata; Actinopteri; Perciformes; Serranidae.
UGGUGUCAACUUGUUCCUGUGGGAUACUACAACUACAGCCAGCAAGAUACACUCUCCUCCCAGCAAGUUAGUGACAGUAUUUGCUGCUGUUUUUAAUAUAAAAUUGUUAAAAAGAUGAGUUUAUUAUGAGGGAGCGGGUUAACUGUCUCUGCUGGCAGUGAAUGGAAGUGAAGCGUUCAGUUGGGAAGUAACGUUAGCGAACCCUUGCUAAAAUUAGCUUAGCCACAACGGAAAACAACUGAUACUUAGUUCGAUCUAGCUAGCUGGCUGGCGGGUUGCUAACGCCCAGUAUCAACAGUCACCAAGGCAACAACAAUGAACAUCCUCCCGAAGAAGAGCUGGCACGUGCGCAACAAAGACAACGUUGCUCGCGUGCGGAGGGACGAGGCCCAGGCAGCGGAGGAGGAGCGCGAGGCCAAGCGGCGUGUGGAGCGUGCUGAGCAAGAGGCUCGUACAGAGUAUCUGAGAAGGAAAUCCAGAGCUGCUCUCCCUUCAGAUGGAGAAAGGAGGGAGGAUGAUGAUGGUGGUGAACGGAGUGGAGGAAGUGGAGUGCUGGAGCAUCUUAAUCUUUUUCCCCUGGAGGACUCCUCAGAGAAGAAGGGGAAUGAAGAGUAUCUCAAAGAAAAAAAAGAAGAAAAGGAGAAGCAGGAACGAGCCAUCGGCCUGCUGGUGUCUCUCGGACCCCAACCAGGCACUGAGGUUACUCCGUGGUACAUGAAAACUGGCAAAGAGAAAGAAGAAACCAGAGAAAAAGAAGAAAGGAAAGAAAAAGAAAAAGAUAAGAGGAAGGGGAUAAGCGAAGAGGAGAGAGAGAAGAAAGAUCGCAGAUUGAAAGACAGUUUAGACCCGUUGAACGAGAUGAAGAAAGCCCUGGCUGUUAAAGACAAAAAACACCACAAAAGCAAGAAAUAUGAAAAAAGAGGCAAAGGGGAAAAGAGUAGCAAUGGAGAAAGCUCCAUAGAAAGGUUGCGUGCCGAGCGCUUACAGAGGGAGGCUGAAGAAAGGAGGAGAACUCAGGCCCUGCUGGACCAGAGGAGCGGCAAAAGGAAGGAGCCAGGGAAGGAGGCGAACGAGAGGGAGAUGCCAUACAACAGUGCAUACUUUCCUGAACUUGCACGAAAGCGCCAAAGGCGCGAUCGAGAGAGCUGGAGAGAGGAAAUAUUAAAAUCGUGAACUAUUUCUAUUUAUCGUUUGAGGAGUGUGACCUCAGCUGACUGAUAUUGGGACCAGUGUGUUUCCAGAUAAAAGUGUGCCAAAGUAGAAUUACAGCCACUUUAAGGACAUACUUGUUUUUGUCUGUAAGGUAAUGAAGGGGCAGCUUGUAUUCUACUUUUAUAUUUAUUUCUGUUCACGGAGAAAGUCAGAGGUCAGGUUCACUUACAGUUACUUUUGCCCCCUGCAGUGUUUUGCUCAUGAUCACGUCAGCGGGGCAGAUGGUUGCCAUCACAGGGGGCGUGAAGCUCGGGCUGUCCGCAAAGAAAACACGCAGUGAACAGCUGUUAGAACCAUUUGUAUUAUUGCUAAAAUUUAAAGAGAUGAAAGAAAAUCUGAAUGAAAAACAGUCUCUCGGUAGAGAAUUUACACUGGAAAGUAGAGCUGAAACAAAUAGUCUAUUUGCCUUUUAGAUGAACAACAGAAAUGAAUAAUUUUACUCAUUUUUUAAUACAAAUUGCCAACCAGCUUUACUUUGACAUGUACAUAUAUUUAAGCUGAGUUUCUUUGGGUUUAGAUUGUUGAUGUGUCCUUGGCCUCUAGGAAAUGAUAAUGGACAUUUUUAACUGUUUUCUGACUUUGUAUAGACAAAAUUAUUAAUCUAUUAAUUGAGAAAUACAUUCUCAGAUUAAUCAAUAAUAGAAAUACUUGUGAGAUCAUACAGUAUGUCUGCUGCAAAAGAGAUUGUUUACAGUUCAUUUAUUUCUGAAAGUAAAAACAUCCUUAUUUCAAAACACUGUUUUUUGAUCUCAUAUUUAAAUGUCUACAUUUUAAUUUUUAAAAGCCAUAUAACAUUUUUCACAGAGCACAUAUUGACCCAUCACAGCAGGAAAACUGUGUAAAUAAUGACAUUGAAUUGGCUGAAUUCCAUUAGUUGGACCUGCUGUCUCACUGUCAUGACUUACUGGGAUUCUUAAAUAAAACAAAGCCACUAUAAAUGUUAUUAGUUACACAUGCAGGUUGUUUCUUUUUUUGGCAUUAAAGGUCAUAAUAUCUGCUGUUAAAAAGCCCAUUGCAUCGUAAACCAACAUCAAUGAGCAUCACAAAAGAUUCACAUUUACUUUCUUUUUUCAGUAAUUUACAAACUUGGUUUAACUUAAGUUUAUGCGGCUGAUUAGUGUUAUCGGGUUACAAUAAGAUCUUUCUUUAAUGUUACUGUUUUGUCCGUUGCUUACCAUCUAAAUAAAUAAAAAAUAAAUAGC